UAUAGAUCUCUUAUCUCUAUACACUUAUAAAUUAUACCACAAUGGUCGCCCAAGUUCAAAAGCCAGCUCCAAAGUUCACCAAGACCGCCGUCGUUGACGGUUUGUUCGAGGAGGUUUCCCUUGACAAAUACCUUGCCGAGGGUAAGUGGGUUGUUUUGGCCUUCAUCCCAUUGGCUUUCACCUUUGUCUGUCCAACUGAGAUCAUUGCCUACUCCGAGGCUGCUAAGAAGUUUGCUGAGAAGGGUGCUCAAAUCUUGUUUGCUUCUACCGACUCUGAGUACUCCCUCUUGGCCUGGACCAACGUUGCCAGAAAGGAUGGUGGUUUGGGUCCAGUCGACAUCCCAUUGGUUGCCGACACCAACCACUCCCUUUCUAAGGACUACGGUGUCUUGAUCGAGGAAGCUGGUGUUGCCUUGAGAGGUAUCUUCAUCAUCGAUCCAAAGGGUAACGUUAGACAAUCCACCAUCAACGAUUUGCCAGUCGGUAGAAACGUUGAGGAGACCUACAGAUUGUUGGAGGCCUUCCAAUGGACCGAGGAGAACGGUGAGGUUUUGCCAUGUAACUGGACUCCAGGUCAGUUGACCAUCAAGCCAGAGGUUGAGGCUUCCAAGCAAUACUUCGAGGAGGCCAACAAGUAAACUCAAUUGCUUUAUCUUCUAUAAAAUCUAUACAGUGGAAUUGAGAAUACGUUUUCGCUUGAUGUGAAAUAAUCAAUCUUGUAGCCUACUCAAUUGCGUUUUAUAUACCUCUGCGGUUAAACUAUGUCAGCGUUGAAUUGGUUCGAUGUGACGGGGACCUGAGAACGCACUUAAUUCCGUUUUGGGUUACUUUUUCCGAUCAUUUAGGCCAGAAACAGAAAACACCGUUACCCGGCCCUUUCACAAUUGCUUACAUAAUAUCAUGGCCCGUAACGUAUCGGAAGCACACACAAACUGCCUAAUACUCUCGAUACACGCAAACAAGAUCAACCAUUAAGA
This is a messenger RNA of Williopsis jadinii, 977 nucleotides long. Its product is annotated as peroxiredoxin. Gene Ontology annotation, biological process: response to oxidative stress; cell redox homeostasis; hydrogen peroxide catabolic process. The record is from RefSeq and is a predicted model, not a curated record. The transcript has a single exon. NCBI's taxonomy places the organism in Eukaryota, Fungi, Ascomycota, Saccharomycetes, Phaffomycetales, Wickerhamomycetaceae. Bases 42 to 638 code for a protein of 198 amino acids. Gene Ontology annotation, cellular component: cytosol. Gene Ontology annotation, molecular function: thioredoxin peroxidase activity.